GAAGCACCUGCAACAAUGCUCAAGGAAGGCAUCUUCAGAAUUUUGUUAGGAAAAAACCAACACACAAAUAUAAAAUUGUUCCUUCCUCAAGCAUCUUUCUCGAUCACUGUGCAACUCCUUCCGAGUGUGCGUACAAGCAAUGGCCACCCGCUCGGUAGUGUGCGUGCGAUCGGCAGCUUAAGCGUCAAGGCGGGCUUGUUGUACAACAAUGCGAUCGGGAAAGCGUUCGUUUGCUUCGAGAUACCGUGGCCGCAUGACGCUACGCACCUGUGCACCGCUCGCCGAACGCUCGCUAACGCAGAGCAGAGAAAAUUGCAAAAAAAGACCCACCGUGCCGAAAGGCGGGCUUAAGUUCGUUUCUUUUCUCGCUCCGUCUGCUGCCGAGCUCCAGCACCGUCAAGAUGGAACGCCGUGAACGCGUUCGGAACGCGCAAAAUGCCGUCGGGAGCUGUGUGAUUCGAUUAAAGUAAGUGGCGCAAACGGUGUAGUGGAAUUGAAUAACAAUUUAUGAAAA
Molecule: messenger RNA, 514 nt
Organism: Anopheles stephensi (Asian malaria mosquito)
Lineage: Eukaryota; Metazoa; Arthropoda; Insecta; Diptera; Culicidae
Exons: 2
Coding region: 16-351 (111 amino acids)
Source: RefSeq, a predicted model, not a curated record